Messenger RNA from Pocillopora meandrina, 1857 nucleotides. The record is from the annotation of a GenBank genome assembly. Lineage: Eukaryota; Metazoa; Cnidaria; Anthozoa; Scleractinia; Pocilloporidae.
AUGUCCGUAGAAAAACUAUUAGAUUAUUUAGAGCCAAAAACUUUAGGCAAAAUUCACCAUGUGGUAGUGGUUUUUUGGAUCCUGAUUGGUGUCAUCUUCCUUGCUAUAUUCGCCGACAUGGAAAACAACGAACCAAGGUUUGAUUUCCGCUGUGAUGCAGGGAAAAGUAAAAACAUCGACUUCGUCCGGGGAAAAUGUUACGAGAAAUACCAGCAGCAGUACAACAGAUUCGCUUUGCCUGUCUAUGGCUUCGUUAUCAUGAAUUUCGUCCUUAUUGUAUUUGUAUGUGUUAUCUACUCCCAAAUAGUAAGACCUACAGUCAAUCGACUGUCGCGAAGCAUUCGUAACGGCGAUCCAGAGAGACAGUCGCGCGAUCAAGAGAACGCUUUAUCAACGGGAAAGAAGCUUUUUAUCGCUUACUGCUGUCAACUAUCCACAAGACUUGUUUUAGGAGUUGUUUUCAUCAUCCUACAAACUCAGUUGUUUUAUCCUUUGAGGUUUCCCUCUAAGUUUCACUGUUAUUUAACCACCGACGGAACCACUCAGCUGGGGAAUUCAUCUAACAACGCCCAACACUCUACCUUACACGACUGUCACAAUCAACGAGCGGUAAAGAAAACCUCCUGGAUGGACGCUGUCUUGGUGGUAAAUGGAAUUUUUGUCGUCGGCAUUCUGAUUGAAAUCGUCUACAUUUUUCUAAGAGCAUGCAAAGAAAGGGAAUUUAUGCAAAACUCAAAGUUUCAAACGUCCCAUCUAAAUCCUCCCGAAGAAGCAUUACCGCUUCAGGAAUUCAUUCAGAAUACAAAGAAAAUGAUCAUGGACGACACUUAUCAACCCCCACAACUUCAGGCGCUUUUUCCAAGUCCUCCUGGCAAAGGACACCCACCUAAACAUUUGACUCUAGAUCAGAUUUACACUAACCUUGUUGUUGUACCUGACAUGGCUGAUUAUGACUUUGCUGAAGACCGACGGAAGAAUUUGCAAAUCUACGUGAACAACGAAACACCGACAGGGCCAGAGGACAUUCUUAAUCACGAAAACAAAAACAUUUUGAUCGUCGGUCGUCCCGGAAUCGGAAAGACUCUUUGUUGUACAAAAAUUCUCAGAGACUGGGCAUCUAACAAAGUAUUCCAUAAAACACCCAAAAACAAAAUCCACUUUAAAGCUGCUUUCUUCGUCAAAUUUAGAACAUUCAACGCUGCAACCGACCUUAGCCUUCGAGAGCUACUGACCCGCUCCACAUACUCACCCGAGCUGGAUGAGAAAGUCUGGAAUUACAUCCUAAAAAACCCGCAGCAAGUUCUCCUUAUUUUCGAUGGAAUUGAUGAAUUCAAAGAUAACUCAAAGAUCGGCACGGAAAAUAAGAAACCUCAAUUCAAAAACAGCGUAGACGAGAAGAUGCCCCUCUCGGCGCUUUAUGCCAAACUAACGACUGGAAAACUUCUUAAUGGAGCAGCCGUUAUAACUACUACAAGACCUACAGCUCUUUCAUGCAUCAAAAGAAUUCCUUUUGACAAAAUGUUCGAAAUCCUUGGCUUCUCAUCCGAACAAGUCGAAGAAUACGUAACCAGAUUUGCUGAAGAAGACAAGGAAGCAGGCGACACAGUAAAGCGUCACAUCACCAGCAACAUCAAUAUCUUAUCUCUUUGUUACAUUCCUGCGAGCUGCUUCAUCAUUUGCUCAAGUCUCUUUAAAAUGGUGAAGUUCCAUGCUCCUAGAGGUCUUAACCUACCAACAAGUUUAACAGGCAUAUACAAGAGAGCCGUGAAAAUUUUCUACUUGACACACAACGAAGAAUUUCGCGAUGAACCUUUCACUGACGAAGACUUUGAAUCAGAUGAAUUGCCCCCGAAGUAG